Molecule: messenger RNA, 1065 nt
Organism: Ochotona princeps (American pika)
Lineage: Eukaryota; Metazoa; Chordata; Mammalia; Lagomorpha; Ochotonidae
Gene: GARIN1A
Product: golgi associated RAB2 interactor 1A
Exons: 5
Coding region: 89-994 (301 amino acids)
Cellular component (GO): nucleus
Source: RefSeq, a predicted model, not a curated record
GGAGCUGCGGUCACACCAACACCUGGGGUUGGGCUGGGUCUGUGUGGAGCCCCAGAGAUGACCCCCAGCCCCUUCCUCCCAAGAACCAAUGAGGAAAAUUAAGGGCUUUUCACCUGUAGUUGGGGAACCAGGCCCUGGGGUGAAACUUGGGGUGGAAGAUGGCGUACUUUGUCGGCUGAUCCAUUCUCCAGAAUUCAACUUGUUCUCUGGCUCCGCAGUGUUCGAAAGCAACUUUAUCCAGGUCACCAAGUCUGGCAACAGGAUGGAUAUCUAUGAAAGACCUGCCACCGUGAUCCUCGGGGUGACCUCUUCAGUGCCUUCCUUGCCACUCCCUAAUGUCCUCCUGAUGGCCAAUGUCACCUGGCCACACGGUCAACUUUCCACCUGUAACAAGCCUGGUGUUGCCCCAGUCAUCACCCUCAACAGGAUCCUCCCCCUGAAGUAUGUGGAGUUACGCAUCUGUGACCGGCUCCAACGCAUCCUGAGGGUCAGGACGGUGACCGAGAAAAUCUACUACCUGAGGCUCCACCAAAAACACCCAGAGGCCGUGUUCCAGUUCUGGAUGCGCUUGGUGAAAAUCCUACAGAACGGCCUGUCGAUCACCACCAAAGACCCGAGAAUCCAGUUCACGCACUGCCUCGUGCCCAAGAGGCCCAGCAGCUCCCCGGACACAACACCUGAGAGCAGCUUCCCAUCGUCCUCCCAGCCCAGUGAGACGCUCAUGCUGUUGGCGGCCGAGCAGACCAGUGGUAGUUUCUCGGAACUUUCUGGAAGACAACAGUUCACAGCAGACAGGAACAUCGAAACUGUCCUCGAAAUAGACAACUCCACCAGCUGCGACUCCACGCCCUCUCUGGUGGCAUCCCAAGUCGACCUGCAGGUGCCCAUGAGGGCCGCCCUGAGCCACAGCCUCUGGGAACAAGAGGACACAGAUGAGCACUGCCAGCAGGUUCCAGUAGCCAGUUCGCUGGGACAGAACUUUCUGGGACCCUGACCCUUCACCCCACUGCAGGGUGAUCUCUGGCUCUGUGUCCUUACCACACCUCCCCGCGAGGCUCACUGUGA